Molecule: messenger RNA, 1526 nt
Organism: Coniophora puteana RWD-64-598 SS2
Lineage: Eukaryota; Fungi; Basidiomycota; Agaricomycetes; Boletales; Coniophoraceae
Exons: 14
Source: RefSeq, a predicted model, not a curated record
GCCAGGUUACCAGCCGUCUUUCCCUCCACUCUCUUCCUCUUACGACGCGCACGUCGUUCAUUACUGUGCUUCCCAAGAGGACGGCGAGACGAGCUUGCUCAACACGCCGGGAUUGGGAUAGGGGGACAGCACGUCUCUGCGCACGUCGCGUGCUGGGAACUGGCCACCAUGAACUCGCAACUAGACACGAGUGUUGUGGCUUAUAUCGUUCCGUUCACCAUGAUGAUUUACGACUUCCUCCUCACGUUCUCCCUCGAAUACGACCGCGUCUGGACGAAACGCGAACGCGCCCUCUCGCUCGUACACGUCCUCUUCUUCAUGAACCGUUACCUUUCUAUCAUUGUCCGCGUUCCGAUGGUCAUCGCCUCGUCUUGGCCUGGGACACCUUUAACCGCACACGUGAGGUGUAUUGAUCUUCGGACGUAUAACCAACUGAGUGUAGCGGUGAUGCAGGCGGUGAUCGGAGUACUGAUGAUCCUUCGGGUGUAUGCGUUGUACCAAAGAGAUAGACGCGUUCUGUACAGUCUCUUGGUGGUCGUGGCCUUCGCGGUUGGAAUAUCUGUCUGGGGCCUCAACUCCCAGCACAGACCCGUGAUACAGGAGGCCGUUGGAGCCAAUGGGGGAUGUGCUGUAGUUUUGUCGGACGCUCAAGCUAUACGCCUUAUGGCUGCCUGGUGCGGGAGUGUAUUUGCAGACGUUGUAUUCUUUGUUUUCGUCUUGUGGAAGGCGCUUCGCGUUAGGGGUCGGCACCGUUCGUUGAUGAACAUUCUGAUUCGCGAUGGCGCCAUGUACUUCUUAUGUAUUACUUUAGUCAAUAUUACUAACAUCAUGCUCUUAUUGCUAUCCCCCCCCGAAAUAAAAGGAAUUUCGGGAGAGUUUGUCAAUGCGAUCUCGUCCAUCCUAAUGACUCGACUGGUGCUUAACCUGCGAAGCCCGAAAUUGGUUGCAUCUACAGCGAGGACUGCGACCAAUGGUACGGCGGAGGACGAAACACCAGUGGUCACGACGAUCACGGGGUCGUCUUUGUUCCUCGAAACUGAAUGUAACCCAACGGAUGAGGAGAUAUGUUUGACACCGAGGUAUAGCGGGAAGUUUAGCGAUGGAAGAUAUAGCGAUGGAAGGUGUAGACCGCAUAGUUAAUAACAUAGCACAGUCCGGCUGCGGACCGAUGUGCUCAUCGCCUAGUCAUGGUGCCUGUGGGCUAGUGGCGUUCCACCAAACACGGUCGAAAGUUUAGGCGCAUGCGGCGCACGCGAUGCCGCAAUUGCUGCAACGACCUGCUAUGCGCAAGGGGCAUUACUGAAGGAGGUUUGACUGACCCGUGUCUGGUGUCAGGUUCUCUGCCUACACCAUUGGGCCAUCCUGUAUCAACCCUUCAAGAGCUCUCGCUGGUUGCGUACGCCAAGUUAGCUCUUACAUAGAUAUUCUUCAUUCCGUGCCUUACUAUAUCAAUCUUAACGCUAGUCAUAACGUUAUGCAUAUAAUAGUACACACAGCUUCAGCACGUAACCAAGUGCUAAUAUUUG